Molecule: messenger RNA, 551 nt
Organism: Trypanosoma grayi
Lineage: Eukaryota; Euglenozoa; Kinetoplastea; Trypanosomatida; Trypanosomatidae
Exons: 1
Molecular function (GO): 2 iron, 2 sulfur cluster binding
Source: RefSeq, a predicted model, not a curated record
AUGACGAAACAGCACAAGUAUGACGGUUGGUCGUAUGAGCGCCUCCGCCAGCAGCGGAAUCGCGCGCACUUCCUCUUAGAGGAUCCCUACCGCUUCAUCACGGUCCUGCUGCACAACGGGGCGCUGUACGCCAUCGACAGCCCGUGCUACCACGCCUCGGGACCGCUGGGUGAAGGUGAGCUCCUCGACGUCGAGGACGCGCACACCGCCGCCUCCGUCGCCUGCCUGCGCUGCCCGUGGCACCAUAUUCUUGUGUCCAUCGCGACGGGUGAGGAGAUGGAUGUGCAGGCGGUGCCGCCGCCCACCCACCACGGCGGCAGCAGCGGUGGCGGUGUUGGUGGUGGUGCGAUGGAGAUGCCGACGUAUCCACUGCGCCCCCACUGGGAGGCUUGCGGCGGCGCGGCGAAGGCCUCGCGUGGUCGUGUGGUGCAGCGCACGCACAAAGUAUGGCUUGACGAAGCCAAAGGCAUCUUGACGAUCGAGGUGGAGGACGAUGCGGCGAUGCGGCGGCACCCGGUACCGUCCGACGCGGCGGCAGGAGAUCUGAAGAA